Messenger RNA from Lindgomyces ingoldianus, 1459 nucleotides. RefSeq lists its product as uncharacterized. The record is from RefSeq and is a predicted model, not a curated record. The transcript has a single exon. Bases 353 to 1252 code for a protein of 299 amino acids. Lineage: Eukaryota; Fungi; Ascomycota; Dothideomycetes; Pleosporales; Lindgomycetaceae.
UUUGGUCUCGUUGACCUAAAAUUCCUGCAAUUCCUGCAUUGCUGCCUAUAGGACAUUGUAUUCCUCCCGCACGAUAAGCCAAGGCAUUGCAGGGUCUCUCUUGUAAAAGCCUCCGCCUAUCCGUCUUGCAUUCGUCCCCCAGACACCACCGUCAUACACUUCCGAAUCACUUCUAAAAAAAUGAUACUGUCCGCGAAGCUCUUCCCUCACAAGCCCAGAUCAGAACUCGACCGUUGGAACCUGAUACCCUGAUUACCAGAAAGCAUAAAAAAUCAUCUUGGACAGAGUACGUACCUUCAACGUGCAUACCCAGCCUUACGGUCCGCCUACCGGUGAAGGCCACCACACCACCAUGGCGACACACGAUAAACUACCCUCCUACUUCCCCAACGGCCAGCCUACAUCGCCGCCGAUGACACCUGGCACGCGCUCGCACUCACGCUUCCCCCCUCAAACUAGCCACACCUCUCCAAUUUACAAGCGCAUGGGCCUUUCGAUGCUCGCUCAAUCUCCUCCGCUCGAGUUCAUUGAGCCAAUAGGGCAAGGCCCUCAAUUCCACUUCACACGUCCACAGUCAGGAGAUCAGUCAUCCCGCCCAUCGAGCGCUUCUGGUCAAGCCUGCGCUACAACCCCUCAAGAUUCCGAGUAUGAGGAUGAAUCUGACGAAGAAAGUACCAAGGAAAUAGAGAGGCCUGCUCGCAGGGUCGAGAAAGCCGAAUUUGUACUCGAGGAAUUGGAUAGCGAUCCAGGCUACGAUAGCGACAUAGAGAUAGUGCGACCAGAUCAUUUCGAAGAUGCAAUAAGCGACAUCAGUGCGGAUAAACAGGAACAGAAUGGAAUCAUCGACCAAUUCAAGGGAUUGCGGUGUGCCGGAGGGUCAUCUGAUGAAGAAGAGCGGCAGCGGAUCUAUCGGAGAAAAAAGAAAAGGUGGAGUGCCGGAAUAUUCAAGCGAAGCCACAGUCAGAGCGUUGAAGGGGACAGCAGUUACUCUGAUAACGAUCCGUUGGAUGAUGUGGAUGCAAGCGCUCGUCGGCUCCGGCGACGAGUGAGAGGGCCUGGCGACAGAUCAUCUUUGAUAUUCGAAGACAAAGGCUUCCCGAAUUCUAAUAAUAUCGUGGAAGUCGAAGAACCCGAAGAUGUAGCACACUCGAAAGGCCCCCCGUCCAUUCCUUCUGAUGAUGGGUUUACCUUAGAUGAGCUGCCGUUUUGGGUGGUGGAGGACCCGAUGGAUGUCGAGUUUGACUCUUCCUAACCGAUUUUUCUGUGUUGCCCAUAGAUUGAAUCUCAGAUAUCUUUCUCCUUAUUCUUUGGCAAGCGGGCAUUAUUGUAUUUAUUAGACGGUUUCGACCUGGUGUUUUUUCUUUCUAAACCCAACCAUUUUUACAUUCUGGUUCCUAAGCGCUGAGGUGUCUACGAAAGCGCCACAAGCAUCUCAUUUCAAAUCUCCGCGCCGCAAGUG